AUGACACUACCGCGCAAAACAAUCGCCGUCGUCAACGCUACCGGCCGUCAGGCUGCGUCCUUGAUUCGUGUUGCGUCCGCCGUGGGGUAUGCGGUUCGUGCCCAGGUCCAUUCCCUCAAAGGCAUCAUUGCACAGGAGCUCCAGAGUCUUCCCAAUGUCACAUUGAUCCAAGGCCCGUUACUCGAUAACCCCCGCCUGAUCGAUUCGCUGUUCGAGGGAGCCACUCUUGCCUUCAUCAACACCACGUCUCAGGCCGGAGAUGAAGUUGUCAUCGGGCGUGCGCUAGCGGACGCCGCAAAGCGGGCGGGGACUGUUCACCAUUAUAUUUACAGCAGUAUGCCAGACCAUUCUGUUCAUGGGCCGUGGCCUGCGGUUCCCCUAUGGGCCCCCAAGUUCGCCGUUGAGAAUUAUGUACGGCAAUUGGGGUUGCCGGCGACCUUCGUGUAUGCGGGGAUCUACAACAACAACUUUACCAGUCUACCCUACCCCCUCUUCCAGAUGGAGCUCAUGCCGGACGGUAGCUUUGAAUGGCAUGCUCCGUUUGAACCGGACACGCCGCUGCCGUGGCUAGAUGCAGAGCACGACGUCGGGCCCGCAUUGCUGCAAAUAUUCAAAGAUGGUCCGAAGAAGUGGCAUGGUCACCGAAUUGCUCUCACUUUCGAGACGCUCUCCCCGAAUCAGGUCUGCGCGGCUUUCUCCAGAGCUCUUGAUCGCCCCUGCCGAUACGUCCGGGUACCCAGGGUCGAAAUCAAAGUACAUAUUCCUCCCGGUUACCGGGAACAGCUGGAAGCAAUCGAGGUCGUUUUCGGACAGUACAACGCCCCUUACUUCCCUCAACCGGAAUUCUCGCGGCCUGCGGCUGGCUCGCCCAAAGGAUUGGGACCGGCAAAUGGGAAAGGCGCCGGGAACGGAGUCAUGCAGGGCCCCGGCGGAGUGGUCUCGCUGCGGGUAACGGACGAGGCACGACACCUGUGGCAGGGCUGGAGGGAUAUGGAGGAGUAUGCUCGAGAGGUAUUCCCGAUUGAGGAAGAGGCGAACGGACUGGACUGGAUGCUGUGA
Monascus purpureus is the source of this 1059-nucleotide messenger RNA. Lineage: Eukaryota; Fungi; Ascomycota; Eurotiomycetes; Eurotiales; Aspergillaceae. The record is from the annotation of a GenBank genome assembly.